CAAUCAUACAGUACAAAUAAAAAUCUAUUUUUGGUAUCUCUCUUCUCUACAAUUUCAUUUCCAUUUUCAGAUCCAAAUCCAUAGUGCUACAAUACCAAUCAAAAGAGACAGGCAUGGCAGGUGCAAGUUGUUUACUAGGGAAAGGAACCAAUCUUAUCAAAAAUCUGCAACGUAUGGUCCUUUCCUUAACCGAAACAGGAGCUCGGCUUUUCGUUACUAGAUUCUUGCACCAAUUCAUAUCCAUCGGUUGUGUUACAAUACUAGAAGAAGGAGGAACGAUGUUCACGUUCGGGGGAAAAGACUCUACUUGUCCUUUGAAAUCUACCCUCAAUAUUCACAGUCCUCAGUUUUACUGGAAGGUUAUGACACAAGCGGAUAUAGGACUCGCAGAUGCUUAUAUCAGUGGGGAUUUUUCUUUCGAAGAUAAAGAUGAAGGACUUUUGAAUCUGAUUAUGAUUCUCAUUGUUAACAGAGAUCUGAGAUCAACAAAAUCAAAACUUGCCAAGAAAAGGGGAUGGUGGACACCGGUUUUUCUAACUGCCGGUUUAGCAUCUGCAAAGCAUUUUCUAAAGCAUGUCUCUGAAAAGAACACUCUAACUCAAGCUCGAAGGAACAUCUCUCGUCACUAUGACCUUAGCAACGAGCUUUUCGGGUUGUUCAUGGAUGAUACCAUGAUGUAUUCGGCUGCAAUAUUCAAGUCAAACGAUGAGGAUCUGAAAGCUGCACAAAUGAGAAAAAUAUCUCUUCUUAUUGAUAAGGCGAGAGUAGAGAAGAAGCAUGAGGUUUUGGAGAUUGGAUGUGGAUGGGGAACUUUGGCCAUAGAAGUAGUGAGAAGAACCGGAUGCAAAUACACUGGCAUUACACUAUCUAUUGAACAACUUAAAUACGCACAAGCAAAAGUGAAAGAAGCUGGACUUGAGGAACGGAUUACGUUUGAGCUACGCGAUUAUCGCCAACUAUCUGAUGCUCACAAAUAUGACAGGAUUAUAGCUUGCGAGAUGAUAGAAGCGGUUGGUCACGAGUUUUACGAGACGUUCUUCAGUUGUUGUGAAGCUGCGCUUGCAAAAGAUGGUAUAUUUGUCAUGCAGUUCACAGCAAUACCCGAAGAGCUUUACAAUGAGUACAGACUAAAUUCAGAUUUCAUUAAAGAAUACAUAUUCCCAGGUGGAUGCCUUCCUUCUUUUGCCAGAGUUACUUCAGCUAUGGCCUCUUCUUCGAAGUUUUGCAUUGAAAACGUUGAGAACAUUGGGAUUCAUUACUACCAAACGCUGAGACGCUGGAGAAAGGACUUCUUGGAGAGACAAAAGUAA
This is a messenger RNA of Thlaspi arvense, 1310 nucleotides long. The record is from the annotation of a GenBank genome assembly. NCBI's taxonomy places the organism in Eukaryota, Viridiplantae, Streptophyta, Magnoliopsida, Brassicales, Brassicaceae.